Messenger RNA from Scatophagus argus, 2633 nucleotides. RefSeq names its product retinoblastoma-like protein 2. The transcript is spliced from 14 exons. Gene Ontology annotation, biological process: negative regulation of G1/S transition of mitotic cell cycle; cell differentiation; regulation of transcription by RNA polymerase II. The record is from RefSeq and is a predicted model, not a curated record. Bases 307 to 1926 code for a protein of 539 amino acids. Gene Ontology annotation, cellular component: nucleus; chromatin; transcription regulator complex. Gene Ontology annotation, molecular function: RNA polymerase II transcription regulatory region sequence-specific DNA binding. NCBI's taxonomy places the organism in Eukaryota, Metazoa, Chordata, Actinopteri, Scatophagidae.
UUUAACAGCACUGUUUAGUGCUUAUCAUAGCAACCAGAUACAGAUGACAAGUUGGGACUUGCCUGCUGCUCAGAGAGGCCAAUGAUCUGAACUUCCUCAGUCUGCAGAGUGGUGGGUUGACUGCUUUGUACCAUGGUGCACCUCACCACUGCAACCAGCUGGCUGUAAGACACACACAGGGGGUACUCCAAGAGCAGAAGAGCUUUCAUCUGGUUCCUGAACUUAACAAAAAGCACUCACAAGAGUGACCAGCACCGGUGCCCAUUCCUGUUUUGACUCUCAUCUGAUGUGAGUGUGGAUGUCACCAUGGCAACUGAGCCUCAGGGUAACCUGGGAAAGCUGAGGUUUGGCCCCAGUGACUGUCUGAUCGCUAUGUUCAGGGCCUGCUCCAGAGAUCCGACCGAGUCGAUUCUAGCCAGACUGAGAUGUAUGCUGCACACAUUUCUACAAUACCACAGGGACAAUGCAAGCAAUGAGAUCACUGAGUUGGCAACAAAGUGCUGCUAUGAAGCUGGGAUCUGGUAUUACAGGAUCCUGGAGAACCAUGCCAGUGGAGAGAGGAACAGACUGGGCGCCAUUGACAUCUCAAUCAUCUUUGAGAAUGAUCUUUUCCAGCGCUGUCUGAUUGCCUGUUGUCUGGAGAUUACCAUAUUCUCAAACCGUCUCCCAUGUGACUUCCCUCUGGUACUUCAGAUCUUCAGGCUGGCACCAUACCACUUCUGGAGGGUAAUUGAGCUGGUGUUGCGGGCUGUAGAGGGCCUGUCUCGCACUGUGUUCAGACACCUCGCCCAAGUGGAAGAGAAAGUCCUAGAGAGUUUGGCUUGGACCAGCGACUCACCGCUGUGGGAAGAAAUCCGAGCCAACGAGGGCCAUCUGCCUAUGUGCCAACAGGUGAUGCCUCCUACACAACUUGAAGAUCCGAACAGAACAGACGUGCCUGGAGUGGAUGUCAGUUUGGGAGCUGAGGUGUCCAGGAGCACUGAUCCACAGCAGCCACCAUCCACAGCAAACAGGCCUCAGAAAAGUAACUCCCUCCAUCUGUUUGCUCGCAAGGUUUACAGCUUAAUGGGCAGACGUCUGAGGGAGCUGUGUUCCACUCUGGGCAUUUCUGAUGAGCUGAGGUUUAAGAUCUGGACCUGUUUUGAGUACUCUCUGGUCCACUGCUGCACUGACCUCAUGGUAGACCGUCACCUGGACCAGCCGCUCAUGUGUGCCAUCUACAUCAUGGCUAGGAUUACCAAUGUGGAGAUGCCUUUCAAACGCAUAAUGACGUGCUACAAGUCUCAGCCACUUGCCAGCAAAAGUGUCUGCAAAAAUGUGCUGAUUUCUGUAGGGGAAGGAGACGGGUCUGUGACUGGAGACAACAAUAAUGGAGACCACAGUGAUGGUAUCCUGACCCCCAGCACACCAUCAACACAUUAUCCAGGACCUUGGCAGGAGAAGAGGGGCAAUCUCAUUCACUUUUACAACCAGGUCUACACAACAAAGAUGCAGCACUUUGCAGAGCAGUUUGCCCCCACCCCUCAAGGAGACACUCCUCCUUUGUCUCCAUACCCCCGACAGUGGAAAUCUUCUCCGCGGAGAUUCAGGCUGUCCAGCUCCCCUUCCAUUUACAUUUCUCCAUACAACGCAGAAACCACUUCCCCUCACACGAGUGGUCUCUGCUACUUCUUCAACUCGAGCCCUCCAGAGCGUCUGCGUGAGAUCAAUAACAUGAUCAAGACGGGCAGAUCACCCAACAGGCGGUGCUGUGCAAUGUCACUGGAUGAAGAAGAGGAGGAUGGAGAAGAUGGUCCUUCAGCAAAGAAACUUCAUUUGGAUGAUGAGUCAGCCUUGCAGAGGCGACUAAGGAAUGUGGUGAAUGAUCGUGCAACAGGAAGGGGCCACGACCAGCCAUCUCCAACUAUAAAGCUUAACCUGCACUAGAGCAAAGAGGACGCAUGUCGCCUCGCUCUACACCUGCUUCUGAGACUUUGACAACAAUGUCAGGUUGUUAGAGGACAAAGCACAGAACAGCUUUUACUUCCUUUACAGGUAUGGCAUAAAAAUUCCAUUGGGCCAAAUCCUUUGACUGACUCAGUAUUAUCUGCAAUCUAAGCUAAAAUUAUGCAUUUUUGCUCUUUUGUUCUGCACUGUUUCUGACAUCUGCUAUCCUUGAAUGAGGCACUCGACCCUCAGCUCAGUGGCCAUUGGUAGAAGAUUUGUCUCCGUCCUUGGCAGUUCCCUGGUGGAAGUGUAUGAUGCUGUAUGAAUUUGAAGUAGGACAUGUCUUGAAAGUGCUCAGCUGACUUUCCUUGGAUGAAUAAAGAUUAGACUGAGUAAGGAUGUUGCUAUAUCAACUGACCUGCUGUUAAAACAGGAGGACAGGCUUGUCUUCCCCUUACAGUACUCAUGGGGACAAGCACAUGUCAAGCUUCACUAGUGUCUAUGGCCUUCAUGAAUACUUGAUUGUAGUUGACUAGACUCUGAUUAAGCAAGGGGUGACAUGAAGUGUUCAUUGCAAGCCACUCUAAAGCAGUUUUUAAUGUUUUCUUUUCUUUUUUACAAUGUAAUGAUACGUUCUAAGCUUCUUAAAAGCUUUAAAUAAAUAAUGAUAAUAAUAAAUAAAGCUGAAUUUUUUGAAAACAGUGAAA